AUGGGAAAUAAUUCAAGUUGCUCAAAAUGUCUUAAAAAACUAGAUAAGUUUUAGAGAGGGGGUCAUGUAUGUAUCAUUUGCAAUAGACCUCAUUGCACUAAUUGUUCAAAUAGAGAGGCAUUAAAGACAUCUGAUGGAAAGAAGAAGUAAAGAAAGAGAAUAUGCCAUGCAUGUGUCAUUACUUUCGAAUAAAAUGGUAAAGAAUUUGUGAUUAAAAGACAGAGAUCCUAGGAUUUUAGUGAAUUAGAUAAGCAAAAUAAUAGUCUUACUGAAUCAAGCUGGAAAAAUACAAAAUUAAAAAAAAAGAGUUAAAUGUAUGGUAAAGAUUAAUUAUCGCAAUCAAUGGUAUUAGUCGGAUUAGAGAAAGGAAAAACAGUGAUUGAUGAGUUACGCAUAAGUAAACCAAAAGGAGUUGAGUAAUUAGUCUCAAUUUCCUAUAAUGAUAAUACAUCGCAAUACGAAGGUCUACCCACUGAAUGGAGGGAGCUAAUGGGAAUAUAGCCAUAAUAAAAAGAGGUUAAAAAGAUAGAUUCCUAGUUGCACAUCAGAAGAGGAACAUUCACUCCUUUAAGAGGCUUAACUAAUGUGAAAAAGCCUAAAUUUGUAUAUAAUGUUGAGGCUACUGAAGGAUUAGGGCAGUAUAAGGUGACCAUGAAGGGUUUCAAGAGACCUACAAUCAAGCAACAAUCAGAUGAGGAAAGUAAAUUAACUUCAUCGAGCUCUGAGGUAUCUACUUAAUCCCCAAUGGAUAAAGUUUACUUUGUAAAUGUUGAUAAUAAUGCCGAUUCAGGUUUUAAUGGUUUGCCCCAAGAGUUAGAAGAUUAAUUAAUGAGUAUGAAUUUUGAAAGAUAACUUAUUCAGUAAAACCCUGAACAAGUUUUGUAAGUACUAUAGUUUUAAAAUCAAAGAUAUUUGGAGAAAGAGGAAUAGGAAAUCCCUCUUCCUCGAAACCUUGAGGUUGCAAGGUUAAUGAGGAAUUAAAGUUUAUUUAAACAGGAUAAUCCUGCUGAGUACUAUGAUAUCAUUGCUUAGAUAGGUGUUGGUGCCUAUGGAAAAAUCUUUGAAGUGUCUUGA
Molecule: messenger RNA, 1074 nt
Organism: Stylonychia lemnae
Lineage: Eukaryota; Ciliophora; Spirotrichea; Sporadotrichida; Oxytrichidae
Source: the annotation of a GenBank genome assembly